Leptopilina boulardi is the source of this 3812-nucleotide messenger RNA. RefSeq names its product vascular endothelial growth factor receptor 1-like. Gene Ontology annotation, cellular component: signaling receptor complex. Gene Ontology annotation, molecular function: transmembrane receptor protein tyrosine kinase activity; ATP binding. The coding region runs from base 454 to 3582 and encodes 1042 amino acids. The transcript has 21 exons. Gene Ontology annotation, biological process: cell surface receptor protein tyrosine kinase signaling pathway; multicellular organism development; protein phosphorylation. The record is from RefSeq and is a predicted model, not a curated record. NCBI's taxonomy places the organism in Eukaryota, Metazoa, Arthropoda, Insecta, Hymenoptera, Figitidae.
UCAAAUGUAAAUAUUAAGACAUUCUGUGAUGAUGAUGAAAAAUGUGUUCAAACGUUAACUCGAUUGUCAACAAUUACUGGUGACACUGGAAGUUAUCAUUGUAAAAAUGAUAUAAAUUCUUACAUUGAGACUUAUGUUUACGUAAAAUCCAAUGUUCAAUUACUAGUGCCUUAUACACAAUCAAAUAUAAUAUAUAGUGAUAGAAUUUACAAAAGAUUAAUACCAUGUCGUCCUACUUCGCCUGAUUAUAAAGUCACGAUUUCAACUGUUGAUAAUUCAACAAAUGACAAGCUACAAUCGACAUUCGACCCAAAAGAGGGUUUUGAGAUUGUAAAUCCUAAAGCGACUGAUAGCAAACAAUACAAAUGUUCAGCAACACGUGAAGAUGGAUUCACUCAAACAAUUGAUUUUUAUGUAAAUGUCACAUAUCCAGAUUCAAUUAGGUCUUUCAGAAUGUCUUCUGUGACACCAAGAUACGUGGUUGAGGGUGAAACUGUAAAGAUUAAUUGUACAGUAAAAUGUCUAAAUAAUAAGCAAAUUAGAUUACAAUGGUAUGGGCCACCUAACAAAACUUUAAUUCAAAAUGACACAAGAAGACAAGUGAAAAUUUAUGAACACCCCGAAAAAUUGGGUGACAUGACGUGUGAAGCACAAUUAAAAAUUCUAAAUUUUACCAAUGAUGAUAGCGGUUGGUAUGGUUGUCAAGCAAAAUCUAUUGGUUCACAAGACUAUCAAGCGACAAAAAUAGAAUUACACAAUCCUCGAAAAACUUUUAUUGAAUUACAUUGUGCCGAACAGAACAGAUUUCAAAUACUAAACGAGGGUCAAUACAUAUCUUGGAUAGUGGACAUUAAUGCAUAUCCACAGCCAACAUGUCGUUGGAUGUACAAUUCAGCAAACAGUAAAAUGCAGACUUUAAACGAAAAAUCUAUUAGUUACUUAAGUCUAAAGCAGGAUUCACCAUUGACAUACUCAGAGUUAACAAUUCGUUAUUUGAUGGGAUAUCAUUCUGGCAAUUAUACAUUGGAAGUUUCAAAUCAACAUGGAAAUAAAUCAAUUACUUUUUCUAUUUAUGUUAUCAGUAAGCCUAUAUUUAAUAUUAAGGCAUAUGCGCAUUAUGCUCCAAAUCAGUUAGUUGUGAUAAGAAAUGAAAUAUCUUCAUAUCCUGCGUGUAAUGUGACCUGGAAAUAUCUUACUUGUUCUGAUAAUAAUGAUUGUUCUGACAAUAACACUGUGAAAUGGACAUUAAGGGAAAAAUCACCCAUUAUGUUUGAGACAAUAGUAAAAUUUCAUGUGGAAAUGUCCGGUAAUAUCACAUGCAUUGCAUGCAAUGCAGUCGGUUGUAGAACAAUAAGUAAAGAAAUAUUUGUUUCCGAUUACAAUAGUGGCAUGGGAAUAAUUUUUCCUGAACAUCAAUUAACUAAUGAAGAUGAUUUGGAACUAAUUUGCUUCGCAUCUAUUUACAAUUACACUAAUAAUUUAACAUGGCUAAUUGAUGGGCAAAAUAUCACUGAAAAUGACAGUGUGAAAUUAACUACUGAAACAACUCAAUUUUCACAUCGUAUAACAUUGUCAAUAAAAAAAUUACUAAUAUCGCAUGCGGCGGAAUAUACAUGUGUCGCAAUUGCUAACGAUUUCAAAGAAUAUAAAGAAUACUACGUUUUGAAUUUAGCUGAUCCUGAACCUGCUACAAUCGUAGAAACAAACAUGAACGGAACAGAAGUAGCUUUUGAUUUAAAUACUUUGAGGCAAAAUAUUGAAUUAAUAUGUACUGCUACUGGAAUACCUGAACCAACUGUCACUUGGUACAAGGAUCAACAUCUGCUGGAAAGCAACAAUCAGUAUUUUUUUACUGGAAACAAACAGAAACUUAAAAUAAAAUAUCUCGAUGAAAAAAGUAGUGGUAAAUAUGUGUGUCGGGCUAAAAACCGCCUUGCUAUAGAAGAAAGGUUUCUUACCUUCAUUUCUAUAGGGAAUAAAGUGUCCGAAACUUGGAUUCUUAUUAGUAGAUUUGUGUUAAUCGUUUGCUGUAUAUUUAUAACAACUUAUUGUAUUAUAAUUCGACAAAGGAGAAUAAAGAGACAGAAAUUAAUAGAUGCUGGAUUGACUUUUUUUGAAGAGGGAGCUCUGGAAUGUUUAAAUCCUGAAUUAACACUCGAGAAUCAAGCAGAGCAUCUUCCGUAUGAUAAAAAAUGGGAGUUUCCACAUGAAAAACUAGCACUUGGAACACAAUUGGGUAGCGGAGCAUUUGGUGUUGUUAGAAAAGCCAAAGCGGUGGGAAUUAUGAAAAAUGAAAAGAUUACGACUGUUGCUGUAAAAAUGAUUAAGCGCACAUUGGAUCCAAUGUACAUUAAAGCACUAGCUAGCGAACUGAAAAUUAUGGUUCAUCUUGGAAAGCAUAUCAAUAUUGUUAACCUCCUCGGUGCUUGUACAAAAAAUAUUUCUAAACAUGAACUUUUGAUUAUUUUGGAAUAUUGUCAUUUUGGGAAUCUACACAAUUAUCUUCUUCGACAUAGAGAAGAUUUUAUUGAUCAAAUUGAUCCAGCUACCGGUAAAUUCAAUGUUAACAUUAAACAGAAAUUUCCGUUCGAAACCGAUAAUUACGUCGAGGCAAACAGAACUAAUCAUGAGGAUGAUUACAAAGACGAGAUAUUCCAAUCCAUCUGCACGCAGGAUUUAACAUCUUGGGCUUUUCAAGUUGCACGUGGGAUGGAGUAUCUUUCUGGACGAAAAGUGUUACAUGGAGAUCUUGCGGCACGAAAUAUUUUAUUGACAGAGAAUAAUAUUGUAAAAAUUAGUGAUUUUGGAUUAUCCAAGUCAAUGUACAAAGACAAUAAUUAUAAAAAGAAAGACGAUUUACUUUUGCCAAUUAAAUGGAUGGCGAUAGAAUCAAUUCGCGAUAGAGUAUUUUCCACUCAGUCGGAUGUUUGGUCAUUUGGCGUUGUUUUGUGGGAGUUUUUUACGUUGGCACAAACACCUUAUUUUAGUAUUGAUGCAGAAACACAAUAUCAGAAACUGAUUGAAGGAUAUAGGCUGGAAAAACCUGAAUAUGCUACAAAAGAAAUGUAUGAUAUAAUACAACAGUGCUGGACAACAAAUCCAAUUUUACGUCCGUCAUUUUCGGAAUUAGCUAAUUCCAUUGGUGACUUUUUAGAAAAAAGUGUGCAACAGUACUACAUAGAUCUGAACAGACCAUACGUAGACUUAAACACAAAGGUUCUAGAGGGAAAAAAUGACUAUUUAAAGAUGAUGUCAGCUCCCGAUCAUACAUUACUUUCAUCCUCGAAUCAAAUAUACGUCAAAGCUCCCAUAAUCGGAUCAGCAGAUAAAGGAGAUUUUGCACACAGCAGUUUGACCUCCUCUGAUCAGGACGGUUCCAGUAAUAGUUGCAAUGACAGUCGCACUCAGUUCCGAUCUCUUAGUCCAGUUAAUGCUAAAUCAUCUGCUGAAUCAGUUACAGAAGAAAUGGUUGAGUUCUCAAUACUGCAAGAGGAUGACGAUGAUCAACACCUCAAAUUAAUGAAUUUUCAUGAACAUCAUCAAGAUUCGUUAAGGACCAAUAAUUUAGAGGAAGGAAACUAGUAGAAGAAUCUAAUCUACGAAUAUUAAAACUUACAAACGCAUGUAAAAAGAAAUAUAUACGAUUCGAAUGAAAAUAAAUAUGAGCGUUUAUAUUAAGAAUAAUUGUUAUUCUUAAAUAAGUUUAAAAAAUUGAACCAAUUAGUACGUGAUGUGUUAAAAAAUAACUAAAUUGAAUAAUAUCUUAUAGAAGAAGAUAUAAAUUUAGAGAACUGAAAAAUAUUAAACAUCAG